Molecule: messenger RNA, 28837 nt
Organism: Bactrocera oleae (olive fruit fly)
Lineage: Eukaryota; Metazoa; Arthropoda; Insecta; Diptera; Tephritidae
Gene: pros
Product: homeobox protein prospero
Biological process (GO): regulation of transcription by RNA polymerase II
Cellular component (GO): nucleus
Molecular function (GO): RNA polymerase II cis-regulatory region sequence-specific DNA binding; DNA-binding transcription factor activity, RNA polymerase II-specific
Source: RefSeq, a predicted model, not a curated record
UACUCUAAAUAAUAGGAGACUUCGCGAUUUUUUAUUCAACCUAUGAAAGCAAAACUUUUUAUUAGGAAAAGUAAAUAAAAUUUUCUCUUUACGAUUAGUUAUUGCAAACACUAAAUUGAUACAAGUAAUAUAUAUAAUACGCUAGUUUUAAUCCACACAAGCCGACAUUAUACGGCGAUUAGGUUAGUGCUACCUGAACUGAUUUUGUUUCAAACGAUCCGCUGCAACUUUAUAACAGCCAUUAAAGGUUCACAAAUCGCAUCGCCGGCGCCGCCGUUCCUGUCGUCGUCGCCGUCGCCGUUGUUGUCGUCCUUCAUCGAGCCUGUGUUCACUGUGUUUACUCAUUAAAUUCAGUUCUGACCUCAAAAUAACGUUUCAAAACCGUUCAUACGUAAAUCAAUUUAAGUGUCAAUUUUUUUAAUUCAUCAAUAAAAUAAAAACCAAAAAUUUUGCAAGAAAUGUGUUUAAAACUGCGAAUUUAGUACUCCUUCAAAGUAAAAAUUCUAUCGAUAUUUAUAUGAGGGAUGUGCCGCGGCGGCGACGACUGAUCACAAAUGUUCAUCAAGAGCAAACAAAAUAAUCACAUGGGUUUGUUGCCACUGUUGCUGAAUGAGCAGAUUAGCAGGCAGAUUGUUAACAACUAUAAACAACAUCAACAAAAAUACAGCAAUUACAUGCACUUGACGAUACUGAGAUCCCAUCUAAAAAAACUAAUUAAAAUUAUGGAUAAAUAACAUCUAUAAACCGUCCUGUUACACCAUAUUGAGAAGUUAUCCAAUGAGAAAGCCGCUAACAUUUUGGAGGAUUUAUAAUGGACGGCAGAGAUAAAUAACACUUUGUUUGUGAGAGACUUUUGAAUGCUUGAGAGGAUAGAGGAUUCCAAAUUCAAACGACCCAAACCUAAAAAAAUUAAAUUCAAAAAUUGUUUAAUACCACUCGAACGUGAAUAUCUGAACAAAAUUUUAAAUACAAAUAAAAUGAAGUCAAAAAUAAACUCAAGUACUAUAAUGGAAAUUACUGAACUGAUAAAAUUAUAUAAUAAUAAAAAUAUCUUGCAAUAAUGUUAUAGAAAUUAAAUGCAAAAGACAUUCGCAUGUGUGUGGUGGUGGAAAGAAAAAUCAAAACAAAAUUCAUUAUUAGAAAGAGCAAAAAACGUAGAAGACGAAAAGAACCAAAACAAAUAAUAAAACGAGUCAUCGUUCUUGAGAACAUCGUUAAAGUUGAGAACAAAAUUAUAGAUUUUGGCGAUAUUGAACCUUGAGACCCUAGCGGCCUUUGAAGAAAAGGAAACUCAAAGCUAACGGUAUCGAAGCAACAUAGCUAAAACAUCAAACACGUUCAAGAAGAAGAAUAAGAUACACAAGUAUUAAAGCAAACACCAAUGAAUGAACGGAAAGGGAUAAGAAACCAAGUAGACAUUUUGCAUGAAACAACAUUAAAAUAUUGAUUGAGGUUUUUAUCAAAAAGGCAUCGAAUAAAACGAACAACUUUAUUAUUAACAAAUUAAUUAAACGUAUAGGUUCAAAGCGAUUGGAUUGCCGAUAUUUGCAGAACCUUUAUAUCAUUUAUUGGGAACUCAAAUACUUAAGUAAAACCCUGGUGCACCACAGUGUGCUAGGGUAUAAAAACGACAUUUCAAUAAGUACUCGCCCCUGAGAGCGUGGCAAAUUUAGAAUACUUGCACAAGACACCAAAUCCAAUAGAACAAUUUAGACGUAUAGCAGCAAAACGGAAAGCGACGCUAUUAAAAGAACAAUUCAACCUGGACUCUUUAGUUGCAUAUGUGUGAGUUCUUAUCUGAGCCCGAGCCAAUCCAACUUAAACAUUUCCAAGCAACAAGAGCAAUAGUAACACAACAGCAACAAAAGCAUCGAACAACGAAUAUCGACGAUACCAAGAACACGUACAGUGGCAAAGUAUUGAAUCUCUAGCCCAAUCCAAACCAAAACAAAACCGAACAGAACCCUGAGCGAAUGCAGCGACAGUGGCUGUUGUAGACUUUAGUGUAAAUCUAUUGUGGGAGUGUGAGCACCGUGCAUUAGUGUUGGUAAUUGUCUGUUUACAGUUCACAUAAGUUAUAAAGUAAAUUCUACAACAAAAGCAAACAAGAAAAACUUCUGUGUGAAAGGAAGGCAAAAACUUAGCGAGCCAAUAGACGAUCCACGUACGCACACAUACAUACUAGAGAUUGCCAGCGCCGUCGUUUACUUUGUUUGUGUUUGUGAGUGGUGAAUGUUUGGCCGUUGUACGCAUCGCAAAGGUAGCAGCAGCGACAAAAGUAGCCGAGCCAAAGCAGAAGCACUGAACCAUUACGCAGCGACUUAACGGAGAAAACGACUACAUUCACCAGCGGCAGUCGCUGUCAGAGAAGCAUAACAGAGUUGGAGAUAGAGUUUGUGUGUUGAUUAGGUAGGACCAUUAAAGCAGAGAGAGCUAAACUCGCGACAACUGCGAGCUUUGAAAGAGAAUAAGGCUUCGCCCAGACUGUUGGCAUCUUAUGAUGUCAUCGGAAGAGGACACAGAGUGUUUCGGAUUGUACAACGAUGAUAAGUUAUUACUAAAGGCGUCCACAGGAACAUCAUUGUCCAAACUGGCGGAGUCCUCGUCUUCGGCGCCGUUACUAGAAUUAGAAACCGAUUGUGUGGUAAAGCAAGAAACACCAUUACUAUUACCACCCCCAACACCACCAUUACAAACGGCGAAGAGCGCCAAAAACAACAUCAACCCAAAUCGCAAAAACAAUAGUAAUAACGCCAACGUCUGUAGUAAUAAUAAAAGUAAAAUCAACAGCAUUAACAGCACAACUGACAAUAGCACGGCUCUCGAAGAGAUACACGAAAACGACCUUAUCGAAGACGACAACGUCAACGGUGGCGACAACGACAACGACGACGACGAUAACGACGUCGUUGUCAUACUCGAAGGUGUCGCAAGCAGCAACGAGGGCACCACUAAUAGCCAGAGACAGAAUCGCCUUCGUAACUGCAGCCGUAGUCGUAGUCGAAGUCGCAGUGGCAGCAGUGUCAGCGGCAGCGGCAGCGGUGGUGGCAAACAACAAGUCGUGCAAGUCGUGCAUGUCACUGAGCGAGCAAACGAAAGUAGUCCGUGUGGUGCCGUCAACAAGACAAUAACGUGCACCGCUAACUUAGCAUUACGCUCCAAGUCAACAUCUGUAGUAAUAUCAUCGUCGAAAUCAAAUAAAAAGAACACGUCCUUAUCGUCAUCAAGUGAAUAUCUUGUUAAUAAGAACAGUAACAGUUCGAAUACCGUGAAUAGUAGUAAUAACUGUGUCAGUGCUAAUAAAAUAAACGUAAACGGUAAUAGUGUUUUAGGUCUAGAAUCGAAAUUAUUUUCGGGGUUCCAAGAUAAUACGAGUCCAACGCCGUUGUCAUUGCCUUUGUCGGUUUCGCCAACGCCGUCAUCACCGCUUUUGCCGCCAACAGCGACUGCCUUCAUGAGUAGUGCUGCUGCGGCUGUUGCGGGCGCUGCUGGAGGAGCUCUCUAUGGAGCCUUAUUGAAUCAGACAACUUCGUCGUCCAAUAACACGCUUAACAACAGCAACGCUACUGCUAGUAACAACAAUCCACAUAACAGUGCAAACGCUUCCGUAUCCGCUUCCUCAUCGCCAACAGCAUCGUUGCUGUCCGGUAAUUUUACAGCGGCUCUUGGCAGCCUCUUUACAGCAAACGGUUUCGGUUCAGCAAAAAUGUUGAAUGAGUUAUUCGGCCGACAAAUGAAGCAAGCACAGGAUGCUACUAGCGGAUUACCCGCUACUUUAGACAACGCCAUGUUAGCCGCGGCAAUGGAAUCGGCCACUAGCGCUGAACUGUUGAGUGCAGCAGGAUUGGUGAAUAGCUUAGGCCUCAAUGCCACCAGUAAAUUGCUCAAUAAUAAUACCAUAAACAGUUUGAAUAGUUUAAGCAAUGCUAGUGCAUCUGCAACGUCCGCACUAAAUAACGGCAAUGCCAUUGCUGAUAAUCAGCAAUCGUUGAAUAACACAUCUGCCUCUCAAUCGCCCAAAAACCGACGAGUGAGCAAUUGUAGUGAUCGAUCUUUGGAUGAAGUGAACUCGCGAGCUGGUGAUUUGUGUUCGCCACCGCGUGCUCCUUCUGUCAGCUCCACAUCUGUAGCACUGGGAGCGGUGAAUUCUUCUGAAAGAAAUUCACCAAAUGUUCAACAACAACAACAGAAUGAGUUAGCUCACCAUAUGCUAAGAAAUAUUUUGCAAGGUAAGAAAGAGCUCAUGCAACUCGAUCAAGAGCUACGAUCAGUGAUGAAUCAACAACAACAACAGCUAGCAGAAAAUCAGACCACGCUAAAGCAUAAUAAUAAUAAUUUGUCCGCUAAUAAUAACAAUAAUUUGGAAGAUAAAGAAUCGAAUAAUGUAAUCAAUCUAUUGGAGGACACCAUGUCCGACAUUAAAAUUAAGUGCGAACCCAAUCAGUUGCCAAAUAAUUCUGACUCUGCGACUGCAGAACGUAGGAAGUCAUCUGAUUCUGAGGUUGCCGAUUCUCAGCAGGAUGAAGACCAACAGUCUGAGGGUGAUAACAUGGAUCAGCAGCACAUGGAUGAACAGGAUGAACAACCGCAUUCAAACCUAUCGGUGGGAGUAACUAAAAAGGAAGCUGAUGACAUCCUAGAAGAUGUAGAAUUAAUGGGUCUGAAUUCGCGUUCCGAUUUAGAGUCACUAGCCUCACCUAGCCAAUCUGAGAUGAUGCUCUUAGAGAACAGCAAGGAUGAGUUAGAAGAGGAACUUGAAAAGGAUGUAGCUGCUACGAUGUCCAAAAAACCAGGAAUGGAUAUGAAAAGAGCUAGAGUCGAGAACAUUGUUACCACAAUGCGUUCUAGUCCAUCGUCUCAUCAGGCGCACUUGCAAGUUAACGGUUGUAAGAAACGAAAACUAUAUCAACCACAACAACAUGCAAUGGAACGAUAUGUAGCUGCUGCUGCAGGUUUGAAUUUCGGUUUAAACUUACAAAGUAUGAUGUUGGAUGAAGAAGCAUCCAAUGAAAUGGAGUCACCCCAGAUUCAGCAAAAGCGUGUGGAGAAAAACGCUCUAAAGUCACAGUUGCGUUCAAUGCAAGAGCAACUGGCUGAAAUGCAGCAAAAGUAUGUGCAAUUAUGUUCAAGAAUGGAGCAAGAGUCAGAAUGUCAGGACAUUGACGAUACAGCAAGUGAUAGUAUGGAACAAGAUGACAAUGGAGGGGAUCUCUCACCAUCGCCAUCAUUGACGGGCGAAUCGGGCUUAAAUGAUAAAAUUCAAACGGACGGAGAUCGGCCGAGCUCUACUUCACCCAAUUUACCUAUAAAAUCUCGUAAGCAGUUAUCCUCACAAAAUUCCAUAGCUCUAGAUAACGCCCCUAAUGUGCUAUCACAAAUGAUGAGCAAAAUGAUGUCAUCUCGAUCACUCGUAGGGCAUCCACAUAUGCAGCAGUCAUUUAGCGGUCCAUUGCCAUUGCUGCAGCAUAUGCCACAAAUGCAAGGCGACGCCGGAACUGCCCAUUUGUCUCAUCCUGCCAUAAGUAAUGCUGCCGCUAUGUACCUGGGGCAACAGUUCCUCUUCGAGCAGGAAGCUCGUAUGGCAAAGGAAGCUGCUGAGCAGCAAGAAAGACAACAACAACAACAACAACAACAGCAUCAACUGCAACAACAACAGCAACAGCAACAGCAAGAGCAAGAGCAACAAAGGCGAUUUGAACAGGAACAACAGCAACGUCGUAAGGAAGAGAAACAACAACAACAACAGCAACAGGCCCAGCAGCAAGCUGCACAACAACUUCAGCGACAACAUCAAUUACAACAGUUGCAACAACAGCAUCAGGAGCAAACUACACCGACUGUCUCUAUAAACCAAACAACCCGCUCACAGCUACACCACAAUCGGCUUCACCAACGUCAUGCCAACCACUCCUCUCUCAAAUCCGAACUGUCAGAAAAAUUCAAUAUGUUGAGAUCCAGUUCUAAUUCGAUUAUGCGUAUGUCCGGAUCCGAUCUGGAAGGACUUGCUGAUGUAUUAAAAUCAGAAAUAACCACUUCACUCUCAGCAUUGGUUGACACGAUCGUCACACGAUUUGUUCACCAACGUCGCCUGUUUAGCAAACAAUCGGAUUCAGUAGCUGCAGCUGCUGAACAACUUAACAAGGACUUGCUUAUGGCAUCCCAAAUACUCGAUCGCAAGUCGCCACGAACUAAAGUUGCAGAUCGUUCACACUCUAAUGCAAUCAUAAACAAUAAUUCAAAUAUCUCUAAUUCAGCGUCAGGACAGCCUGUUGUCAGCGGAAGUGCUGUGAAUGCUUCAUCAGUCCAAUCAGGUAAUAAUGGUUCUCUUCUACUAGUUAAUAAUACCUCCUCAACUAACCAAUUAAGUAAUGGUCCAAAUGGUAAUGUGUCCACAAAUCAUCUUGGUCACUUGCAGUCUACUGUAAGUAACAGUCCUCAAAUGCAUGUUGGACCUGGGCCCGCAGUAUCAGUAGGUGGUGUGACGAUUCCUCAACACCCGCUUACAAAUAGCCAAGCAAACGUCAUGGCGUCCUCAAGUGGGCAGACAAAUGCGCAACAUGCGCAGCAAAUAGCUCAAAUGUCAGCGUUGAAUGCGCAAAAUUGUCAAAGCCUCAUCGCCGCCCCACGUCUAAAUGGCAAUCAGUUGUCGUUUCCGUCGCCGGCUGCGGCAGCAGCUGCAGCAAUGGGCUUGCAAAUGCAUCAUGCAGCAGCUGCAGCUGCAAUGACCGCAGCCGCUGCUAAUCAGCAAAACCAUAACCAGCAGAUCGCAAACGAUAGUUCUGGUCAUAGCCAAAUGAAUCAGAGUAUCAACAUGAAUUCGAAUCCAAAUACAAAUAAUACUAACAAUAGUUUAAGUACAAUUAAUAUUCCACCUCCUCAUAUACGUCCUUCGCCCACAGCGGCAGCAAUAUUUCAGGCACCAAAGACACCGCAAGGAAUGAAUCCGGUCGCUGCAGCUGCACUUUACAAUUCUAUGACCACCGGCGGCCCUAACCAAAUGAAUCCCUUCUGUAUGCCAGAGGCUCGUGACGUACAGCAACAGCAACAACAACAGCAGCAACAACAACAGCAACAACAACAGCAGCAGCAACAGCAGCAACAACAACAACUAGAGCAAAACGAGGCCCUUAGCUUGGUUGUAACGCCAAAGAAGAAGCGACAUAAGGUAACAGACACCCGAAUUACACCACGGACAGUCAGCCGCAUACUUGCCCAGGAUGGUGGUGUACCUUCGAAUUCUGUAACUGCCAACAGCAUGUUAGAUGGCGGAAGCAAGUUCGUACCCAUGGGCGGUCAACCCAACCAACAACAACAGCCCAAUGCGAACCAAACAAAUUGUAAUGCGCCAAACAUUGGCAGCAAUAGCGCCAAUGUCACGCCAGUCAACGUGAAUACCACCGGCAGUCUCGGCAAUAUCGGCAAUAAUAAUACGACGCCUGCACAAAGUCCUUCGCCACGUGCUCAAGCGCCCAGCUAUCAUCCGCCGCCACCACCACCACCCAUGUUGCCCGUGUCAUUGCCCACUUCUGUGGCAAUUCCUAAUCCAUCGUUGCACGAGUCGCAAGUCUUCUCACCCUACAGUCCAUUCUUCAAUCCUCACCCGCCACAUGCGCCACCACCACCCCCGCAUGGUCCACACAGUGGUGCCCACAACACGCCAACAGCUGCCCAAAUGCACCACAUGAAGAUGUCAUCCAGCCCACCCAACCUUGGCGGUCUAAUGGACUCGCGCGAAUCACCGCCGCUGCCUCAUCCGCCCUCCAUGCUGCAUCCUGCCCUAUUAGCUGCUGCACACCACGGCGGCUCUCCCGACUACAGCGCUCAUCUACGUGCAGCCAUGGAUGCACAAGACCGCAAUUCGGACUGUAAUUCCGCUGAUAUGCAGUUCGAUGGAAUGCAGCCUACAAUAUCAUUUCUGAAGCAGCAAAUGAUCAAAAAUAGCGACUCCUUGACUCCACUGCACUCGUCAACACUAACACCAAUGCACCUGCGCAAGGCAAAGUUAAUGUUCUUCUGGGUUCGCUACCCCAGUUCAGCAGUACUGAAGAUGUACUUCCCAGACAUCAAAUUCAACAAGAACAACACAGCACAAUUGGUGAAAUGGUUCUCGAAUUUCCGAGAAUUCUACUAUAUCCAAAUGGAGAAGUAUGCGCGCCAGGCGGUUACAGAGGGUGUUAAGUGCGCCGAUGAGCUUCAUGUUGGCGGGGACAGUGAGUUGUAUCGUGUUCUGAACUUACAUUACAACCGCAACAAUCACAUUGAGGUACCACAAAACUUCCGCUUUGUGAUAGAACAAACGCUGCGCGAAUUCUUUCGCGCCAUUCAGGGUGGCAAAGAUACCGAACAAUCGUGGAAGAAGGCAAUCUAUAAAGUUAUAUCUCGCAUGGACGAUGCAGUGCCCGAAUAUUUCAAAUCUCCUAACUUUUUGGAACAAUUGGAAUAAGAGGAAAGUGAACGCAAUCGCGUUAUUCACAUGCUUCGUACAAAUUUAAAACGCAAAUCUAAAUCAAAUAAAUCUUCGAAAGUUUUAACGACAGGAAUCAUAACAACAGCAACGCUUGCAACAGCAGCUGCCGCAACUGUGCAUGCAACAACCGAACCAAUGACAACGUUUGCCACAAACGCAGUUACAGUUACGCCAGCUAAUGCCUCAACAAGUGUAACCAGCAUAGCUGUAGGCACAGCAUACCAACAAAAUUUGACAAGUAUAAAUUAAGUUCAACCGAUUAGUUUUGAUUUCCACACCAUAAUUAUGUAUAAAUAUUUCUAUAUGGAUAUACGAAAACCAUUGCGCGAAAUUUGAACAUGACGGCAAUUUAGAAACCAGUAACACACUAAGUAUUAAAAUUGACGACAAAACAAAUCGAUACUAUACGAUUGCAUUUAGGCUUUUAAAAAAUGCGAAAAAAUAUGUUAUAUUCAUAUAAUGAUGUUGUUCCAAUUGAAACGCAAAAUAUGUGAACGUGUGGUCGCACAGGUAAUAAUGAAAUUUCGAACGAACAAAUUUUGACGAAUAUAACCAAAAUAUUUCGACAAUACGAUGAAGGUAACUUAACAAGAUGCUGCAAGCAAAUCCUAAAGUAAACUUCACAAAUAUUUAUUAUUUUCUUAACUCUCGAAUUUUUUCUCGCAACGCGAAUUGCGUUCACAAAACUGAAAUAGGCAAAGUAAGAGAUUGAUAAAAGCAAACGAAAGGUUCUAAUUAUUAACGAUUGUUGGGUAUUUUGCAAAUCACUUCGGCAUGAUGAGCAACAAAAAAUUCCAGCUUUAUUUUAUGAUCAAACAUGGAAACACACAAUUAUUUAACGAUGCAUUCAAUUUCUUCACUUCGAAGAAUGCAACUACAGCUUCAGCAAUAAAAGAAUACACACGCCUCCCAAUACAUAAGUGUGCAUAUGCAUUACUUACUACACUAGCAUAAACCCUUCAACAUAGACAUAUAAUUAUAGCAAAACAAUUGCCUUAUGUGAUGUAAAUCGGGUAUUGAGGACCACUGAAUUCAUUCUUAAAUAGACACCACAAAAAUCAAAACAGAAAACGCACACAUAUAUCUACAAUAUUACAUCAGCUAUAACCACAACAGUGUAAACUGCAACUGCUAGAAAGGGCCAAAAUAUAAAUUCGGACCAUAACUUAAAGCGUAAAUCUGAGAUUUAAAUCAAUUUUACUAUUAAAUAUAUUGUCAUUAAGUUUUAUUUGCAAGUCAUGUUGCAAAACACACACAUACACAAAUAUACAUCCAGUCCAUGCACAUGUACAAGUAUAUGUACAUACUAUAUAUAAUAUAUGAACCGACAUACUUUAAUAACAUUUGUAGAAGGCAACCUUAAUAAUUUAACAGCAUAUAUGUACAUACAUACAUACAUUGGUAAUAUAAUACUUAGAAGUAACAUUUUAUUAGUUUUAUCAACCACGACCCAUACUAACGCAUCCACACAAGGAACUCGAAAUAUCGCAAGAAAUGUACCUAAUCACAGUUCACUAAGAAACAUCAAGCGAAUUAUGAUUACAUAUGUUCAGUUUCAGUAGUUCACUUCACACAUUAUACAUUUUCAUUGAAUGAUCGCGCAAAAUGGCUGCCGAGUUGCUACUACGAAAAAUCCAUGCUCGCCAAGAGCAUACACAAACACAACAAUUUAAACUCUCCUUACUCGCCGAAAUGUUGAUAUGUAUGUGCAUGCUAUGUUAAUGUGUCGUGUGUGAAAAGGAUACAGGAUUAAAGAUCCUUUCAAAUUGACGCCGACGUUUUUACAAUAUUCACAAUAACAUUGUAAAGGCCUUUCUUGUAAAAAACUUUACGAGUUUCAAAUGCUACAUUCGAAGUAGUUCUAAAAUACUGUUUCUCCUUAACUAUCCAAAUUAUUUUCUACAAAAAAGGCCUUUUAUUCGGUAUAAUUUUCCCGACUUGUGCUAUUAUUGUUUUAAUAUUUUAUUCAAUUUUUCACCAAUAUUGACACCUAAACUCACAAUUACUAUAUUUUAAGUAUUUAUAAAUAAUAGGGCAUCACAUUGUACACGUCUACACUAGUCUUUUCUUUAUUUUAAACUAGUUAAUAUAUGUAAUUCAGUUUAAGUUGAAUGCACUUUUUUGAUUGUUUAAAAUAUUUAAGCUGUAUAUACCUAAUUAUAAAGUUUCUUAAUUAUUAAGUUUUCAAAUUUUGCCUUUAAUUUAGCAACCAUUAUAUUGUAUAAACUAUUAUUUAUUCGAUUAAACCAAAUAUACUAUGUAACAUAAAAUGAUUUUCAGUGUGUUCUAUUAUUUUGCAUUUUAAUUUAUUUGCUUAAGACCAUCUACAACUACACUAGGUAUAAUCGAUCUUAUAAAAUUAGGACUGACUAAUGGAUAGCGGGUGAGCGAUCAAAAUUAUAUCAGUAUUUAUUAACUUUUAAGCUGGUUAGGUUAGGUUAAGAGCUCGAUCCGAAAAGGGAUUUCACUUGGACAGCUUAGAACUGCCGAGAUGUUUCAAUGUCAGUCUGGAAAAGACUGGACAAUGGAGGAGAAAGUGUAUGGAUGUUUCCACCCCACCCUCCGACAAGAUUUUAGCUUUAUCGCAUGCCUAUUAGACAGUGUUCAGUAAGAAACCCCGUAGUUCACUAGAUCUCCUGUGUUCUACUCUAGGCCUUUUAAGCAACUUAUAUUCAAUUAAUAUGUGCCGAUCUAGAGUUUUCAAUAACAGUCAAAAUAUUUCUAUACAAUACCGAUAUUGUAGUAAAUCACACCUCAAAUAAGAGCUCGCACAAAUAAAAAUAUUUAGAAUUUAUUUUUUAAUUGUUCACAUCUGGAGAAAAGUAGAGUUACCGCCUAGAAAACAAUUUCUUCGACAGGAAAACUUACAUAAUUAGAUUUAAGUGACACCAAAUAGAUCAGGGAAGAAUUGCUACAACUAAGAAUAAAAAAUUGUAUCUUUAUGAUUCUAAGCAAAAAUAGCUAGUGUUUAUAUCUUUAUAUCGAUUUUUUUCUAAAAGUUUAAAAUUUUUUACAAUCCUUUGAAAAGUUCAAUUAUUUAUUUACAAACGAUUAUUCCUUUUCAGCUCUAUUCUUUGUUGAGUUUUUAUUUUUAAUCUGACUAAUAUUUACAAUCCAAUGAGUUUUCGGAUUUUUGUGUUCAUAUGUACGGGUAUUGUAAAAUCGUCGGAUCACACAAAUACACCGCAGCCAACAAAAAAGGAGCUUAAGUCAUACCCAGAGUUAAAAGAAAAAACGAAAGGGUAUUUUUAAUUGAUAAUUGGUAUGCAAAGGUUAUAUAAAAUUGUUGAGCACGUGGUAAGUUUCCUUGUAUGUAAAAGUAUUUUUGUACAAGUAUUCAAACGUUAAUGUGGAAAUAAAUAGCAACACUGUUUGGAAAACUGUAAUUCGGAAAGUAACUAUAUAAUUAUGUAAUGUUUUUGAUUUAUCAUUCAUUUGUAUGCUAAGUUUGAGUAAUUUAAUGAUAAAAAUAAUUAUUUUUAGAUUAUUUUAUGCAGCUGCAGUGACAAAUUUCGAAUCUCAAUCGUUAAUUGUUAAUGCCUUUACUAAAUUUAUAACAUAAAUAAAAUGAAAUAUGAUUCUUUGGCUUAAAACGUAAUUAUAAAGAAAAAACUACAAAUGUAACUGAUUUUGUGAUAAAAAUUCGAGGAGAACUCAUUAUUAUUUCGGAACAAACCAAUAUAGGCGCCUAUCGGAGUUAUUCUGAAUUACAACUCCCAGGCGUUUAUACAAAAUUCUUUUGUAAAAAAUAGUUAAUUGAAAUUUGGAAAACACUAUGUUAAAAAAAUAAUAAGAAAAAAUUUUAGGAAAUUUUAAGGCAUUUUAACAAUAAACGUCAAGGAGACAAAAGAAAAGAAAAUAAAUUAUAACUCAUAAAAUGUUUGGAUGAAACUUUAGGCAAAAUUUAUAUACGAUAUUAUUUGAAAAUUUGACAAGAAAUCGAAAAUUCCUAAAUUCAAAAUUACUGCAAAUAAUAAUGCAUUAGUAUAAAAGUAUGUACUCAAGUUAAUUUAAUUCUUUAGUUAAUUUAUUUCUCGCUAAACUUUAAGUUGUUGAAUUGAUUUAAAUUUUUUUGAGAAAUAUAUGUAAACUUUAGUAUUUAGAACGAAAUCAAUAAGAACCAUAAAUUUCGUAUAUAUUACUGGUAAGCAAAACUAAAAAAAAUAAUUAUAGAAUGCUGUCAGAGAAUGAAGUCAUUAAAUAAAUCGCAACCUAAUAGCAGUACAAACGUGAGUAUGCGCAUGCAUACAUACAUACAUACAACAAACAAAUAUUGCUUCAAUUAGAGCAAUAUAUGAGAGAUAGAAGCCCAAGCGACAUUUAAAACAAGUGCGCUACUAUCACUACAACAGCAAUACAAACAAGCUUACACUUAUUAUAAUAAAAUAAAAAUUUCCACACAAUAAUAUUACAUAUUUAUACCAAAAUGAAACAUACAUAGUUUACCUAAUGUUUUAAGUUACUUAACUAAAUUACAAUUACUACAUAAGUUAAAUAUAAAAACAAACGGCAAAAGAACUAAAUGAGAGAAAAACAAAAACAAUACAACAAUAAAUACAAAAAUACAUAAACAACAAAAUUUGGCUAUUUUCUUUGGUUUUACUAUUAUGUUUCGAAAUUAUUCUUCCAAGUGAACACACCAACAAAAUACACCUAUAUUCAACGAUUUUUUUCCAUCCAUUGGACCCGGCGAAGUCUAAGAUAUAUAGUACAACAGCAACAGCAAAUCUGCAUUUGAAUUUAAAACUUUUAAUUAUUGGCGAAUACAAAACACAACAUAAUGUUGUAGGUUGUAUCAUAUGUUCACAGCAGUUAUGUAUUCUUUGAGAAUUCACAGGUACUGUUUAAAGGAUGGAUCGUUAAUGCCGCAAAAUUUUUCAAUUAAAGCAUUUUUUAAAUUAUGCAUUAUUGCAUAUUUUAUAUAUGUUCUACAAUUAAUAUUCGGAGUUGCGUAAUUAUCUUUAAAAGCAUACAACUAAAAACAUUUGGUAAUACAUUUUCAAUAAUUCAAAAUUCUUUGAGUUUUCUAUGAAACAUUUUUGAAAAUUUAAAAAUCCAUGAGCAUUUAACAUAUUGUCCGGAAGCUAUAAAAGCUAGGUUCUAUUUUGAGAAGUUCUUAGGAGAACCUAAAGCAUUAUUUACGCGACAGAUGUGUAGAUUUUGAAACUUUCAGAAUUAAACGGCUAUAGUGAAUGCUGUACACAAAAAUAUGUAAAUACAAUAGCCUAAAAAUAUUUAAUAUAAUUUGAAAGCAACUCUAACAACAUCACCGGCUCACAUAAAGGCUUUAGUUUCAACAUAUUUCAUUAUUUUUUUUUUUGUUCUGUGCACAAAAAAACUGUUUGGCUAAAUUUAGAAGUUUGUAAUAUUUUGGUAAGAUCAGUUUUGUAUUCAAUGGAAAAAAAUGGCACACAAUGACGAUCAAAACUAGUGUUUUAUGAAACAUUUUAAUGUUUCACAUUUAUAGCAAUGCAGUUUACACUUUGAAAGAUGAUCAUCCAUUACAAUUAUACUCCAACCUAACACAAAUAUUUUAACACAAGGACUAUAUUAAAAUACCAAGUUACAGGAAACAAAGUUUAUUUUAAUUAAAAAUCUUCGAAAACUUAAUACUUUGGGCAACGACAACCAAACAUAUUUAAACCAAAAAUUUUACCCGGAAAGUACAGGAAGAGCAGAUCCGAUAUACAUACGAAAAACUUUCAAGUUCUGUGAAGAAUCAUCACGAAGAAAAUUUUUCACAGCUGACAGAAACAAAUCAGAGAAUUACAAAUAAACAACCGAGCGGGCGUCAUAACCAAAAAAAGAAAAAUAACAACAGAGGGCCUACUAGCAAAGCAAACACAAUAUUUACGAAACUAACAAUUAACAAAGACGAUGUUAAAUCCAAAAACCAAAAAUGAAGAGAAACCAAUAGCUACAAACAUAGCAUUCAGUAUACAUAAUCGUACAUACACUCACAACUUCAAUAUUUAAUAUAUAUGCAAUACAUAAUUGGAUACUUUGUACAUAAAAAAUAAUAGACAAAAAAGUUAAAAAAAAAAAAAUUAUAAUUAAAAAUUAUAUAAGCAACCUGAAAAGUCGGGAAUAAUAACGGUAAAAAAGGUCUAGUAUGAAAAAUAUUUUAACUAGAAGCGAUGACAGAGUACUUAAACGAAUAAUGCGGUACUGUAUUAGCCACAUUUUUAUAUAAAGUAAAAUCACCCCACAUCCAUCCAUAAGCUCCUUUAAAAUCCCAUACAAUAUCCUGCAAUGCUCCACUCAAAAUAAUUACAAUUAACCAUUUAAUACCGUAAAUUUAGUAAUUAGUAAAUUAAAAUGAUAAGCAAAUUAUAAACUCUAAGCAGAAAACAAAGCACAAAGGAAAAUACUCCAUUGACGGUAUUAUUGUGCAACACAAACAGUUUCAAAGUUGAUUCAACCAUUUUUGGAAAACUACAAUCACUGCAUAUAUAUCAUGUAAUUGAGAACUGUCAGUUAUAUGAGAGCAAAACAAAAACUAACGGUUCUCCGAUUUUGGCAACACAAACAGUUUCGAUUAUAAAAAAGCUACGCAAAUAUACACACAUAAGAGUUUAUAAAAAAUUGAUGCAUGAAAUUAAUAAGUAUACUUUUACAAUUUAAUUUGACAUUCAACAUCCUGAGUUACAAUAAGUCUGAUCACAUGAAGCUAUAAGUAAAAAGUAAAAAGUAAAAAGUAAAAAACAAACAAAUUCAAAACCAAAAAUAAUUAAUGAAUCAACAUACAAAGAAAGAGUCUCGAUGUAAAACAAAAAUAAAAUAUAACUAAUUGCGUUUUUUUAGUAGCAAACGCGAUUCGAUUCGAAAUUGUACAACUUUGGCGAAACCACACACACUUUUGUAUAGCGGGCAAAGUGUGGAAUUUUUAUCACUUAUUUGGCAAGAGUAAAAAAGCAAAAUAUUCUUGGAACAAAGGAAGAAGAAACCAAGAUAAACGAAAUCCAUUGAACCCCCGAAAAGGGUUAAUCUUCUUUUCAAUACGCAAUAGAGAGACGCAGUGUAUCCAGGAAUAACGCACUGUGUACUCAACCAGAAUAAGUUUUGAAAAAAAUUAAUGUUCAUAAAUUUUACUUUUUGGCUGUGCGUUGCACCGGUCCAACAUUGCGCAUCCUUUUUUUAAACUCGAGUUUCAUUUAUUCAACAAACAUUUUUAUUUCAACAGUUACAAAUUAAUAACAUAUAGUAAAACAUAUAUAACUAUAAAUUAUCAAAAUUGAAAAAGCGCUAUGUGCCGAUUGUCAUCGGAUUUUUAUUGUAUUUUUUAUUACUUUCAGGCAUUCACUUCAUUCUCCUUGAAAGUUUGUCUUCUAACGUCUACGGUUACAUAUUAAGAGUCUUUAGAUUCAUUGUUUUAAAUUAAUUAACGAAAUGUUUAUUUAAAUAAUUUAUCAAAAACUAUUUCUAUCCAUUCUAAAAUUGAACUUAUUUUGAUUAGUUUUUUAUGAAAAUUAACAUAUUACUUAUGUACAUAAUGAGAUUUCUAUUAAAAUCCAAGACGUCUGCACUAGCGCCCUUUAAAUUGUAGAUAAUGAUGUUUCGGCUGUAAAACAAAUUCGAAAUUCAAUUGAUAUAUAUUCAUAUAACACGAAAUGUGAAUACAAAAAGUUGCAUAAAAGCACCAAAAAAAGAGCAAAACCACGCCAGUUGACACAAGAUUAACAAGACAACUAGUAGUUACGACAACAACAGAAAAAUGAAAAUAAUGAAAAAGAACUGCUACACUUAAGUCGUUGAAUUUGAAGUUAAUAGCGUAAAACUAUACUUGCAACUGUGCAACAGUUGCAAAAUAUACAAAAACUAACAAUAACAAAUAAAUAAUUUUCUGAAUUUAGUUUAAGACAACAACAAUAGCCCAGGGGAACAUUCACAACUCGAAUGUGAUAUUUUUAAUUUUCUCAACAAAAUGUUUAACAUAUUUACAAGCAGGAAAACAAUGUUUAUGCAACUUAGAAACAAAGCUCCAUAUUCAUACGUUUAGUUUAAUAUAACAACUCAAAACAAGUUGAUGACAAUACGAAGUAACCAAUUGGAACUUAAACACUGCAUAACUCCGCCGAACCAAAGGUUUGGAUAACGGAGACCACGUGCACUCAUAUCAAGAUCUUAAUUUCACUGUUACUCCAUCCUGAUUUCAUGUUUUGUAAUAGAUGUGGUUAAAGAUCAACAUAGAAAAAAGUAUAUUAAAUAGUAAACAUUUCCUAUAGAAAAAACAAAAAAAACAAACAAAAAAAAAUUAAAGAAAUAUUAAUAGACUUAAACAAACGAACUGUGGACUUGGAUCUUGGAUCCCAGGCCAUGGGAAUACUGUGCCAUUUUAGUUGCAAUAGUGAAAAAUGUCGUACAGUGGGACUGUUGGGGGCUUUUCCUUGAACGCCAUUGACGGCAUUUCAAAACCGGAAUAAUUUAUAGUACAAUUUUAAAAAUACCAACAUAAAGUUUUAUAAAGCAAUUUAUAUUUUUAUACUAAACGAACAAAUAGCAUUGAAAUACAGUAAAAAAAAAUGAAAUAGAAAGAUUUUACGAAUGCCCACGAAGCGGGGAAAUGAAGCCAAGAUGUGAUUGGAGAGAGUUAGCCAUGAAUAACUUAAUACAAAAUAAUAACUAAUAAAUAUAAUAAUAUAUGCAUGCAACACCAAGAAAUUUUUUUUUUUUUUUUAAAUUAACUACUUUAGUUUUUUAACACAACAACCAAUUUAUUCUCAUUUGAUUUGUCGCUCUUGAAAGGGCAUAUAGAAACUUGAAAAUGCAGCGACAACGAAAACUGAGUUGCACGAAGCCUAAGCACAGAAAAUGAUUAUAAAAAAACAUCAGAAAUGAGCAAAAUAAAAAAAAAAAAAUAGAAUAAUAUCAGCAAGAAGGUAUACUUCCUUCAGAAUCAGUUUUCGCGCGGUAUGCUGCAUCUAACAGCAUGAAAUACAUAAAAUAUCAAUAAAAACAAAGAAUUAGCUGCAAUAAGACCAACUUCAACAUCAGCAUAAAAUAAGUGAUAAAAGCGCUGUUUAUUUAAUAUAUUUUAAAAAAUUCGAUUUUAUUUGAAGCAAUUUCACAAUUGAUCAAUAAUUGGCAGGCAUGUGUACUACAAAGCAAUUGCGUGACAAAACUGGCAAUUUUUCGUAUCAACUCACCGUUAGUGUCUUGAGAUGAAUAAAGCAACAAACAAAUAUGAUUUUCAUUAAAAAAGUUGUCAAAGAAUUUUAAUACAACGACAACGAUGCAAACAUUUUGAACGAAUAUUUAAUUUUCCUUUCAUUUAAAUAUAUACUUAACUUACUUACAUAUAUACAGAUAUAAAUGUUUUGAUUCAAUGCUAUGGCAGUCUCGGGGAUAGGUAGAAUACAAUGACUUAUUGGCCAUAGAGUGGGAAAGCGUAAACAGCAAAGUUGCAACAAUUUUUUGGUUUACACAAACAAAUGAAAUAGCAAUAAACUGAUGAGAAUAAUAAUACGUAAAUUAAGCAAUGCAAUAGCCCAGUGACUUAGAUAUAAUUUUUAUAAGCAAGUACACUUUAGACCUUUCGACGAAGCUGUCGAUAGUCUAGGUGCACUACAACAGGUACAAACUACAUAAACCAAAUAAAUUGGCAAUAAUAAAAUUUUUUCCACGCGAACCUUUUGCUGUCCUUACGAACUACCACAGCUCUUGGCCAGCAAGUCGGUAUGUACAUAUGUACGAGAAGUAUAUGAAUAUAUCCCCUUAGAAUAUACACUAGCAGAAGUACUCAACAAACGCUUGACAGACGCCAUGGCCAACAAAAACAAAUACCGCAAUAGUACAAUCACAAUGUAUUUAUAGUAAAAAAGAAGUAAAAUAAUAGAAAUAUAUAUAAACACAACAAUAGCCCAGUGAAGUUUUCAAUACAGAAGCAUUUUUAGUUCAGUUGCUGUCACAUACACAUACAAUAUAGUGGGCGUUACAAAAAAUUGUCAGAACGAGAGUAAAAUUUUAGAAUCCCAGAGUACAGGAUUUGCCAAAUAUAAUUGGUUAAAUCUUUAGGAGCAAAAGAAAAACGCAAUAGCGCAGGAAUCUGCAAUGACAAAAUGUAUGCCAAAAAUUCGUGUAAAAAGAAAGUUUAAAAUCGGAAAAAACGAUAACCGAGUAUUAGAAGAAACCGAUAAAUAUGUUUUCUAUUGGAAAAUUUCUUUUUCAUGUAAUCGUUAAUAAUAAAGUAAUCAUGCCAAAAGCUUAACACAAUUCUUAAAAAGUAAUUUAACAACUUGUGUGAAAUGAAAGAUAAAAACACAUUAUCUACAUAUAUUAUAUACAGAGACUGCAAACAAAUGUGAUCAGAUAUUUUAAUAGUUUAUGUAUAAAAACAGAAUAAAUAAAGCAACAUACUAAACAAGAAAACAAUACGAAGUGAAAUAAAUAAUAAAUAAAUUAGCAUAACACACAAUGUACACUUCUACGUACAAACAAAUAUAUUGAAAUAGUAAGUCAAAGAAAAUGUUCAUUCUAAACAACCAACAACAAAAUCAAAAUCUAAAAUAUUUCAACAAAUAGAUGAACAGCAAAUUAUAUGAGUACAUACAUAUAAACUAAGUCAAUAUUAACACAUAAGUGAACCAAUUGCAAACGUUUUGCUUAUAUUUUACAAUAGCAUAUCAUAAAGUUGGCGCUCCUUCAUAGCCUACCCGAAGGCGCAGCAACGCACAGGAACGCUGAGCGCCGAAUUUUACCAGUUCAUUUUACAAUAGCUAAUGGUGUAUGGUGUGUCUGAGAGUCACGUAAUAAACGCGCAGUCGUACUGCGUUCGCUAAAUGAAUCGAAGUCAUACCAUUACCACAAGGGAACCAAGGCGAUUGAAGCUGGCUGCGUAGCACUUUUGAUACUUGUACCAAAGGGUGCGGCCUAUGCCAGUCAAUCAAUCAAAGUUACAACAACCAUUUACUUUCAAAUAUGUUUGAGUUGUAUUAAUACAAUAACAAAUCUUUAUGUUAGAAACGUCAAUACAACCGUUUUUUUCUAUGUUAAACCCAGACCAAACUCAAAAACUCUAUUAAUAUUGAAAUGGGUUUCAACACAUAUAGGAAGUACAUUAAGUGCUGGGGACUCAAUAGAGAAUUUUACAUUUGAGUGAAGUACCAAACGAUCUGCAUACGUAACGGUGCAUCGAACGGGCUUUCAUUGUAACGCGACAGAUUUCUAAGCUUUCACUAUUUAAAUGCCAGCACCAGGUCAAGCACCUUCUAUAUGUGAAGAAAGAAAGAUGGACAAACAAACCAACAGUAAAUAAACGAAAAUCAAAAAGAAAGAGUCAUACAGUUAUUUUUUCUUUAUAUAUAAUUAGUUUGUAUGUAUUAUGAGUUCAAACAACAAAAACAUUGGCCCUUAAGAAUUUUUGUUUGAAAGUGAAGAAGUUUUUAAAAACAAAAUAAUCAAUUAAUUAUUUCCAACAAUAGUGCCGAAAUAUUUCUACAAAUAAUAUUAUUAUGAAAUAAGCAUUUUAUAAGGUUAAUGUGUAGUUAAAGAAAUUAACAACAUAAAUGCAAUGUAAGAGUUUAAGACAAGCUAAUUAAACAAGAACUUAAUUAAAACAAAUAAACAAAAAACAAAAACAAAAUAGAAAAACGAUUAAAAAUCCUUAAAAAGCAAAGCAAAAAUGCUGCAUGCAACUGAAAAUUGAACAUUUUGAAACUGUUUGUGUGCGAAUUUCAGAAAAGAGAAGUAAAUCUUCCAAGAAUUAUUAAUGCAAUAAGUGAAACACUAAAUAUACAGUCAUUUGAACAUUAACAUACACCAAAUAACACAUCCAUAUAUAACAAUAUUCUUACUAGGUACGUAGGUAAAUUAAGUAUGUAUACUUAAUAUAUUAUUGCUUGCCAUAUGAACAGUAGCUGAUAUUCAAAAUUAAACAAAUUGAGAGAAAUACGAAUUUUUAAGCGAAAUAACUAAAAAGCUGUGCCAAAAUAUCCCUAUUACCCAAUAUUUUAUAUAUGUUAUAUACCUCGGCAAAUAUUAAGUUCUUAGUUUGAAACUUAAUGUAAUAAAAAAUUUGUGGUAUAGUAUAAAUUCCAAAUAUUUUCUAACUGUUUGUGUUUGAAAAUCAGGCUUAUGUGAAAACCUUUUAUUUCACUUAAAAUCUUGGGCUACGAGUAAAAUUCCAAAUCAGCACACACUCUCUCAGUUUGCAAUCAAUGAAAAAUAAAUACAUUCCUACAUUAACUCAUAUUACAUGAGACAACAGAAAUCAUAUAUCAAAAUAUUAGAUUCGUUUAUAAGCUAAACGCAUUGGCAAAGCAAUGUAAUACACUAAAAAUAUAACCAACCAACAGGACAAAAAUACAGCGAAGGUUGCCCAAAGAGAAGCGAACAAUAAACAGUGAACCACAAUGACAUUGGAUUAAGUUCAGCACACCCAAUUACUCAAAAAUACCAAAACACAUACAAAACAACAACAGCAAACAGAAAACAAAUACUUACUAAAUCCGAUAUGAAUCCUUCCCUCAAUAAAAUCGUAUAUAUUUAAUAAAAAAUCAUAUACAAGUAUACAGUAUUAAAGGUAUCAGUGAAAUCUUAACAAGACCACGUAGCGAAAAAUAUUCGUCACGCUGCGAAUACAACACAUACUACAUACUCAUAUAUAAAACUGUUAUUUUGAACGAAAGUUUUUAUUUGGCUCUUCUAAAAAAACAUAUAAACACUUUUUAUGUAAAAACUCGUUAAAAAUUUUUCAAUCAGAAGAAUUAUAAUGCUGGCGUCAGGUCGUCAUUUCAAAGUAAGAUGAAAGGCGUGUGAAAUCUUCGCGAAAUAUACACAAAUAUGCAUAGAUAAUGAGAAUAAUACAGAAGUGUCGCUAUUUAGCAAUCGCUAACACAAAAAUCAUAGUUUAUGGACUUCAAAUAUGGAUGUCGUUCUGUGUAUGUAUCAGAAUUCAAAGCAAACACUUUAAUACUUGUUGUAUAUCUCCUGAUAAGACAUUUCUGUAGCAUUUUUACAUUAAUACACAUACAACGAUUGAGGUAAAUAAUAUUUUCAUUUAGAGAAUCGAAGUAUUUCCUAAAAUAUCAUAAAAAUCACAAAGAAAUAACCUAGAAUGCACGAAAUUACGUAUUUUGGCUAAAUGAAGUUAAAACACCACGCAAUUCCAGUUUGGCAGAGCUGAAAAUUUAAUACUAUAUACAUAAGCACUUAAUGUUCCGAAACUUCUUAACUCUUUACUGACUGAUAUAUGAUAUAUAUGUAUGCUUAAAAAUGUCACUCAAUUUUUGCUAAGUAAUAUAGUAGAACUAGUCAGUUUAUUGGAUAUAUUGUCAUUCCAUUUUGAGUUAUGUGUCGACGACAGAAGAAUAAUUACAUGUGGGUAUGUAUGUUUUUCAUUUUCAAUGGUUCUUUUUGGCUCUGGUCAAUCUGGAAUUGUGUGUAUUGAGUAUGUAAAUGUUUAAAUUUUUAACACUUAUCUAAGUAUUUUUUUUCUUUUAGACAAUAAUUUAUUUUUCUUCUUUUGUUAAUUUUUUUUUAUAAUUCCCUCAUGAAUUUCGUAUAAGUAUUAACACGAUUUAGAAGGCAUUGUACAUAUAAAUACGAGUAUGUAUACAAUGUAUAAGUUUUGAUGAUAAAACUUUUCGGCUUGAAAUAAAGAUUUUGGCAUCAAUUCGUUAUAUUAGGUAGUUCAAGAAAGGAAGAAUGGAGUUAUGAUAAAAUAAGUAAUAUUAAUAUAAACUUACGUGGACUAAAACUAAAAUAUAAUAAAAAAAUAAAUACGCAGAAAUAUCUUCUGAACUAAUAAGUAAGAAAGAUGAUAGUGUACUUUUGAAAACAAAAAAGCAAUCCUGGACAUAACUUUGGCAAAUCUUUAUGAAAAAUGCGGACAUUUAGAAGUGACGAAUAUUCCCGGAUUUAGCGAUAAAUAAGAAAAAUAUGAAACAAGAAAUGAGACACAUUUGAAACUAUUGAGAAAACGUAAGAGAUUACGAUAAAUCUACCAAACCCCCGAAGUACUUAACGGAUGUGGAAAGCGCGACAUCUAUUGCUUAAGGGAGACGUUGGAGGGUGUAUGCACAAAAAAAAUGAAACUAAACGUAGUUGUACUAAUUUAAAUGAAUUAUAACCUAAAUUAACUUUAAUUAAUAUGUUUAGGUGUAAGAUGUAAAACUAGUAAGAAACAAGAGAACUUUCGGUAAUGUUCCUAUAUAUUAUACGAGUAUAGAGAGUAUACAAUUAAAGGAAAUUGACAAUUUAGACGUACUUUUAGGCACUUUAGGUACAUUUUCGGACAUGAAUGUUGAAACAAAUAAACAAAAACAAAAUAAAAUGAAAACGAAGAAAAAUAGAAAUUUACAAAAUUUUGAAGGAGCAAAAAUAAACAAAAACUAUUUGAUAUAAAAAAAUAUAAAUUUGUAUUACACCCUCUGGCGUAAACCUCCGACAUCUAAGAUUUUUUCAGCUGAACAUGUCAGCUGAACAUACAUAUGUACAAGUAUGUAUGACAUUGCAAUUCUAGCUAGUACUCAUUGAACAAAAAUUACAGAAAAUCUGUGAAAAUAUGCAAAAGUAAACUUUGAAAUAUUCAAUAUUAUAAUUUACAGGCAGAAUUCUUCAUAGUUUUUUAAUUUACCACCAGCUUUAGUUUUGUUCGAAUCCCGUUGAUGGUAACAAAUCAAACGCAAAAUACAGAUAUUUACUAAAAACCCUUACUUUACUCGACAUUACGGCGACGUUAAAAAUUAUUAAAUGUACUUUUAACAUGACAAACUUAGCGGAAGAGCGUAUAAUUGGAACUCGAUUUACAAAAUGUAGGAUCAAAAAUGGAUAUUACAAAAAAUUCUGGAACUUAAAUUCAGGAAACCUCUCGGCCACCUUUGGAUAAUCUCUCUCGGUGUAAGUCAAGGACAAAAAUAUUCAAAAACUAUAUUCAAAAAUUAUAACAAAAAAGCUAAAAUUAAAAUUAAAAGCAAAACCAAAAACCAAACUCAAAAAUUACUUAAAAAAUUACAAAAUUUUGGAAGUCAAAAUUUCGUAGAAACAAAAUUUGUGGAAAAGCGCUGGAGAAAUUGAGAUGCAUUUUAUGGGCAAAUAUGAGGAACUAUGAAAAAAAUUUAAUAUAUCACGAAAAAAGUACAAGCUUAUUUUAAGCACCUUCGCGCCUUAUCUUUAAGAAACAAAAAUAAACGACAUAAACACUAAAAUUAAAAUAAAAACGAAAAAACCCAAAAUAAAUUAAAAGAAUAACAAAAGUGGAAAUUAUUGUGAACAAUCUAAAAAACAUUUUUUGAAUCCCAAAGCGAAUAAAAGUGAUUACAAGAAAUGAAAAUUAUUUAAAUUUAUUUACGGCACUCUGGUGAAAAAAAAAUUAAAGUUUCGAUGUUUGAAAAAUUUUUUGUUAGCGUUUUUAUACCGAUUCGCAUUGACCAACGUGUUUAUAUGAAACACUUAAGAAUUCUCCCAAAUAUGUACCCUGGUUUUUAUCGUCCAACUAGAUUACUUCCAUUUCUGCGAACAAAUAUAGCAUCUAAAUUAUCAAAACAGAACAUCUGCCUUAAAUUAUAUUUUUCAUAAUUGAAAUCAAAACAACAAAACAGUAUAUCUCAACAAACAAAAAAAGCUGUCUGAAAUCAACAACAAUAAGGGCAUAACCGGAAGCAAACCAAAUCAUUAGCAAUCGCAACGAUUCCAUAAUAAAAACACAAUUAAAGUGAUCGACAAAAUUCAAACCAAUUAACAACAACAAUAAGCCAAAAUUAACGAAAUCUCAGCAAAAUUCAAAAGUUACUGUAACCGCAAAAUUAUCAAAAAUAAAUAUAAUAGAAAUGAUGGAAAUUAAUCAAAAAAAGCAAACCAAGCAAUAAAUAAAUGACAACUUUUACCGGCGACUGAACCUUUCCGAUCGAUAUUGAAAAGCAAGCCGAGCAGGUGAACUUGCAAGCCAAGAAAAUAGGUAUGCAAACGUAUCGAAGAACAGGCAAUAAUGUCGCCGGUUAGCUGAAGAAUGAUGUUUUAUUUAUUUACAAAAUUCAAAAUCAUAAUCAAAAUCGGUGAAGAUAAAUUCCACUACUAAAGCAGAUUUCAAAUAUGAAAAUAUUGCACAGUGCAUUGUAACCAAUAUGCUUACAUUUAUAAGUAUAUUACAUAGUUUGAUUUCCACUGAGUUUGAACGUUUUGAUAUUCAUUUGUUCAUUAUUACUCCUAACUUUUAAUUUUCAUCACAGAUUUUUCAACGACAUCUACAUAACAAAAGCAAAAAUUAAGAGGUGUAUUCUAUGUUAUUACCAUAUAAGUAAACAUUAAAACAAAAGAGAAACUGAUAAAUUUAGAAAAUAAAUAAAAUUUAUAUAAACAUUGCUCAACGAUUCAAAAAAACAAACAAAAUUCUAAUAAUAUAAAACACUGCGAAAAAAAAGAUUAAUUAAGAAAAAAAAUAACAAAAAUCAACAAAAAGAAUAAAUAUACAUAUAUGUAUCUUUAAAAGAUUUUGUUCAAUUGUAAUUAAAUAAAAAUCCUAUAUGUUGUGACAGCGUCUUGGAUGAUCUUUAGUUAACGCAUUCUUCAUUCACUGAGAUGAGUGAUAGGAGGUAAACGAAUGCUAAGCAAAAAAAAAAACAAUGAAAGUAAAAUAUUAGAGGGAUGUGUGCAUAUUAUGUUAGGAUAAAGCAGAUAAGAAAAUACAAUUAAGGAAAAUUCAAUUUUAAGCCCGAAUUACUUGAACUUACUUUUUAAUUGUAUGUAAACACAGAAAUGUAGCAUUUAUGAUUAUUGUAUAACUGUAUAGGCAUAAAAUUAUAAGCCUCUCUCUUUGGAAGAAUCGAAGAAGCUCAAUAAUAAUGCAAAUGUGCACAAUACGAUAUAAAAGCAAACCGUAUAAAGAUUACAUAACACACAUCCAUAAAUCAAAAAAACAAAACUAGUUUUAAUACUAAUAUUAUUGGCUUUAUGAAAAAUAUACAUGCAUACAUUUGUGCACACUAAAGCUGAACAGUCAAAAACAACAACUAUGACUUUAUAACCUAUAACUGUGUAUAACAAACUUACAUUUAACGUACAGACUUAUGCAUAUACACCAAACUACAUACACACACAUAAAUUCUAUAAAUGCAUGUCACUCACAUCUAUGUAAACGAAUACAUACACACAUAAAUACGUAUGUAAUUAAGUAAGUAAAAGUAUAUAUGUAAUCUUGUACCACGUUUCAUGAGCAUACAUACGAGAUUACAAUUCAUAUAUACGUACAUAUGGUAUAUACGUAUAAAUUUGUUCAUACAUAAUACUUACAUAUACUUGUAUAAUUAUUUCUAAUUUAAACAUAACGGAAUGUGUACUAUAUAAAUCAAGUUCGAACACUCUCCUGCUAUCGGAAACACAUCAGCUCUUCCCUUUGGUUACCGGCAUAAUACUUAUUGUACAUAUGUAUUGUAGCGUAAACAGCUUAUAGCAUAUAUAUAUAUAUAUAUAUAUAUAUAGCAUUAUAUGACUUACAUACUUAUAUAGUGAGGUUUCGUGCACUCAUUCACAGUUUGAAAAUGUAAUUUACAAAUUAUUUCAUAACCGGAUUUCCGUUAUUUAAAGUCUUUAGCGCGGAUGUUUCUUUAGUCAUUUUAUUUACAGCACUACCAAAUAGGAGUAAAAGGUGUAGCUCCUUUUUAUAAAUAUAAUAUGUUUAUUUCCUUUAGUUUAUUUCUCAACUUCAUAUUAUCUCCACACGAGUUCUUUCAUUGACGUCAAUUAACUACUAACGCUGAUCCUGAAGAAUAAACUCUAUACGGACGUUAGUCUAUGAGAUUAUUGACACGGUUGAACACAGUCGGCAAACAAUAAUAUAUACUUGUAUUAAAGAAGAGGCAAGAGGCUAUUGUUCCCUUAGUUGGAAGAAUAGUAUUCAAUUUUCUGAUAUCUCAUUUCUGAAAUUAGACAAUUUGAAGGACUCGAUCGAUAACAAAAAAAAAUAAUUAUAAUAAACAACAACAUUUUGCGCCCUAAUUCGAAGAAUUGAACGAUUCUCAAAACAUCAAAAUAACAAUAACUGGAUCUACAUUGAUAUAAACAACGUUAUGAGGCAAUAGCAUUGAUAUGGAAGGCGACACAAACCAAUUUAAACUAACCGGCAUCUGAUUUUUUGUUCAAAAUGCAUUUUCGAAGUAUGCGGACAAUUUUAGAGUAAUAAAAAAAGUUUCGACAAUACCUUUGGCAAAUUCAUUUGGAAUCACUUUGGGAUUUUCAUGAUUACUUUAAGCAAAUAUUGAACAACUACAACAACCACAAAAGCAUCCAACUUUACCAUGAGCAGCCAAAAUGAAACGUAAACAGUUCGCACAUGGGCCAAAUCGUCCGAUCAAAAGUGCCUUCAAAACAAAUACUUAAAAAACGUUGAUUUUAUAAUAAAAAUAACAAACAAAAAAACAGAAAAAUUUUAGAAAAAUUAAAAAAUUUAAUUAAAUACUAAAAACGAAAUGAAUCGUAAAAAACGAAUGAAUGAUUAACUCAAACGGGCCCGAAAUAGACCAAAACAAAAAUCAAAAUCUUCAAUUGUCCGAAUUAGAGCGCUUUUUGUAUAUAUUUUGUUAAAAAUGAACGGCUUACUUUAUUUCAAAUACAUAAAAAGAUAACAAGCGAAGUAGGUACAACGGAUGAGCGUAUGGGACUCACAGAUUGAUUUUCAACGUAAAGCAGCUUAGUUUAGAUCCCCUUCCCAAUAUUUAGUUAUUCUACUAUUAAGUAGGACCAAUUUUAUACUGAACAAAACUUUAUUUCAAAACAUAAGCAAAAUUAAACAAAUAUUAAAAGCUAUUCUGAUUCCAUACUCAAAGUAGAGUAUAUAUAAAUUAUUUAAAAAAAAUCUAAACUUUAAGAAAACACUCUAGGCAUAAGCAUAUGAGAACCUUUUAGAACUAAAUUAAUCAUGGGUAGGAUAUAUGUACAAGCGAACGUUAAAUAAAUCAAAACUUGAGUAUGCAGAGCUGCUACACUACAGAUCUGUAUAGCAUGGUACGAUAUAUUGAGGCUUUCAGUUGGGUCGUAAAUAAACACAAAUAAAACAAACAAAAAAACUUAUCCAAGGAGUUAGGAAACUCCUUCAAUGCAAAGUGUGCUAGCAAGCGUAUUUUGGAUUGAUAGAAACAUCAAAAAACGACUUAACAACUUUAAUUAUAAGCAAUUAGAAAAAAUCUUGUGUUAAAUAUUCCAGACCCCGUCAAGAAUAACCAAUAAGGAUAAUUUUUUAUUACUAAGCCAAAAAAUUUGUUCCGAAACGUAACAUAAGGCAGAGUCUGAUGUGUUUCGUGAAAUGAGCGGCUGCGAAAAUUCCAUGAACAUUAAAACGUUUCAAACCCAAAUCUUCUACAGAAUUGAAUGACUGAAAAUGAACAAGAGAAAAAUAAUAUACACAGAUGCUAAAACACUAUUAAUCUUCUAUUAGUAUUUUGUUAAAAAAUGACUUUAAUUAAUGUUAUUUUUAGAAUAUUUUACACCUUUCAGGAUUUUUAUAACAUUGAUUAUGCAAUUGGUUGGCAAACAAUUAUCCAACAAUACUAAUUGUGCAUUUUUAUCAUCAUAGUCUUCGAAGUAGCUUUUGAAGCGGUAAUAUACUUUUAAAUUCGAAUUACUCAUAUGUGUACCAUAAUUAAUUGAGAACUUUAUGUUUGGGCUUUUACAACAACAAGAAGGCAAUUAGUAAAUAAAAAAGUGAUUUAGUUAAACUGCAAUAGACCGGAAUUAUUUCCAUGAGAUAGUACAAACAAUUUAGGAUUAAAGUUUAUAUAUAUACAUACAUAUAUAAAUCGCUUUAUACGUUAAUGAAAUAAGCGAAACACUAAGAGUUAUAAGCCAAAAGAAACAUAAAUGAAAUACACAGAAGAGUUGUUCCAGCAGAAAUUUACUCCUGGCAGUUCAUUUUCGCACGAGCAACGCAUUGAACAGGAUAUUUUCUUAUGAAGCUGUUCUAUUUAUAAAAUUAUAUUUAUCAUUGAGUUCAAAUUGUUGAAUAUUAUUUAUCAAACUCAUGUGUUACCAGCAUUGAACCAAACUAAUUUUCAUUAUAAUGAAAUUUAAUCAAAAAUUUAUAUAAACUUUAGUUUAAUAUUUCUAUACUGAAAUUAAAAAAAAAUUUAGUAAGAAAAUUAAUUCUUGGUUGCUAUUUUAGUUUUAGUUCGGACGCGCGUUCUUUGCAUCUUCAUUGAAUUGUAAAUGUUCAUUGUGGACACAGAAACUAACAUGCACAACACAUUUGUACACAUAGAUUAAGCGAAAACUUGAUCGCUUCAAAGUUUGUAAGUAAGCAAAAUUAAUAUUUGGAAUAUGUAGAAAAACAUGUAAAGAAAUUAUACAUACAUGCAUAAGUUGUAUUUACCCAAGGAAAUCGACAACUUUAGAUUCAAACAAUAAUGUAAAAGUAAAAUAACAAAAACAAACACAAAAAAAAAA